CUGUGGGAGGGAAAGGCUUACGAGCAGGUCCUCUUCAGAUCAAACGUGCCCUCAGAAUGCUGUGGAGACUUACUCUCGUCAUCUCUUCUCUCCUAUUCACUCCAUAUUUUGAUGCAGUGCAAUCAAUAUAUGUCACAACAAGUCAGCCGUAUGUGGUAGUAAACAUUGGCAACAAUGCUACCCUUCACUGCAGUUACAAAACAUUCAUUGAUUCCCAGUUCACCCUUGAAUGGCGAUUUACACCAGGCCCAAAUGAAAAUGCAUUAGCUGAGAAGAUUCUUUACUAUACUGCUGGAGAAACUUAUAAACUUGGGCCUCAAGCCAAGAGAAUCAGACUGGUUGAUCAGGAGCCGACCACGGGAGAUGCAUCUAUUAUAAUUGAAAACACCAAGUCAUCUGAUACUGGCAGGUAUUCCUGUGAUAUCAACAAUCCUCCAGACUUCACUGGAAUCAGUGAGGCAUUUGUCAAUUUAAUAGUGCAAGUACCACCAUCGAUUCCAAAGUGUAAGGUGAUCGGAAAACCAUACAUAGGAAACAAUGUUACCUUGUCCUGCAGCUCAACAGAGGGUCGCCCUGCACCCUUGUACAAAUGGUCAGAGGUCAGUUCUGACACUGCUGCACCAAGGAUCACAGGAAAAGCUGUAGAUUCCAGAAAGGGCACGUUGAUUCUGAAGAACCUUACAGUGGUGGACUCAGGAGUGUACAAAUGUGUGUCAUCAAACGUCCUUGGAGAACAAUCAUGCCAGCUGGACUUGUCAGUAACAGUGAACAAUGAGGUUGGAGUGAUUGUUGGAGCCCUGUUUGGUAUUCUUGUGGCUCUCAUUCUGAUUGCCAUUGUUGCAUACUAUUUACUUCAUCAUGGGAAGAAGACCAAGGAAUUACAGAUUGGACACGAGUUGAGAGAGGAUGCGGUGGCUCCAGGUAACGAAACAAACACCCAUUUACUGGAAUCAUCUGCACCCAACGAAGGAACCAGGCCAAACAGCAUGAACUCAAAGUACAAUAUUGUUGUGUGACUUCUUUCGAAAUUCCAGCACUGUACUUCACAAAACUGAGAAAUGAAGAUGUUGAAAUUUUUAACAAUAUCUUAAUUGCCUUUUUAUAUUUGUUUUUGCACCACCAAAUGUCUUCAUAUACAUUGUUUUUCUUGUUAUAAAACUGAUUUUUGACUCCGAUUUUAACAAUUGCUCAAUUAUUUAAAUAUACAUUGCUUAAGGAAUGAAGGCCAAAAAUCACCCAUCUGUGAACUUGUCCUUUGCUUUGCCUGCUACUGUACAAAUCUGCAUGUGAUCAGCUUUAGGAUCAUAAUUCCUUUCAGGUAAUGAAGGUAACU
Messenger RNA from Hypanus sabinus (Atlantic stingray), 1333 nucleotides. RefSeq names its product V-set and immunoglobulin domain-containing protein 2-like. NCBI's taxonomy places the organism in Eukaryota, Metazoa, Chordata, Chondrichthyes, Myliobatiformes, Dasyatidae. The transcript has 7 exons. The record is from RefSeq and is a predicted model, not a curated record. The coding region runs from base 57 to 1016 and encodes 319 amino acids.